CCGCUUCUUCUUCAUCAACCGCCUUCUCAUCUACACCAUUGGACUGACGCCAACUGACAAAGAGAAUGGUCAAGAGAAACGGGAUGCACCGCAAGAAGAUGGAAAGUAACCGGCAGCCGAAGCUGGAGCCGAAGUGUGAGCCGGAGUGUGAGCCGGAGCAACCACCUCUCCAAGACAACGAGACAGACGAGGCCCUCAGCAUUCCAGUACUGUCAGAAUAUCCUCAGCGAGAUGAGAGUCCCUACCAGACCGCCCCGAUCACACUCAAAGUAAAGAACGAAUACUACACCAUUCUUCAAUACUACCUGCGUCCUUACGCUCGACUCGAGUGCAAUCCAUCCGACGUCUACCGAAGACCCAGGACAUAUAACGAUUGGUCAGGCUGGACUGGGGGCGAAACUUUUCAUUUGGAGCUGGCCAUCGAACCCCGAGCCGCCCAUAGCUUCAUCCACUACCUCUCCACAGGUAAAUAUGAGACGCUUUACAGCCCGUUUCCAUCCAUCGAGACUGCUGCCGAGGCGUCCAGCAUCCUACGCGCCCGCAACAAUGAGGAGUUUUUACGCGCAAUGCACAGCUACGCUGCGGCGGUGCGGUACGAGAUUUUCGAGCUACAGGAGCUGGCCAGGUACUUCUUGGAGAUAUUUGCCGAUCGGCUGCCUCCGGAGGAUAUCUUAAGAGUGACAAGCGAGGUAUAUGAUAUUCUUGGCGAGGAGAAACCGAUCCGUGCUUGGCUUGAAGGGUUUGUUCGGGGGCGUUUGGAGCUCGCGUUUAUGAAUGAGGAAGUGUCUCUACGACAUAUUAUCCGGGAUUAUGGCAUUGGGAAGCAGGCGAGCUUUGACCGCUUCAUCAUCGAUGAGACGCUCGGCAUUUUCGAGAGGGAGAGAGAGGAGGCCAGUCAAUUCAUUGCUGGACUGGAUGAGCCGGCGCCAGUGACUGAGCCGGAACCAGAGUCUGAGUUCCUGCCUGUACCCGAGCUUGAACCUGUCCCAGAAGCGGAGCUUGAGGUCGAGGUAGACGACGGUCCUAUGCCAGAGCCUGCGCCAGAGCCUGCGCCAGAGCCGGAGGCUCUAUCUGAGCUGGAGUCACAACCGCUCAUGGAUUCGGAGAUCAAACCUGAAACUGAACCUUCGUUGUGGGAACUCCAACCAGCACUACAGCCAGUACAAGAACCUGAACCAGAAGCUUCAGUCGCAAUGCCGCCUCUGGAAGAAAACGAUUGGAGUGCUUGGGGCAUGCGCAGAAGUCGGAAGACAAAAAAGAGGAACAAGAAGGCUCAGAAUGGGCAAGAGCCGGUCGAAGAGACGCUGCAGCCUGUAGCUGAGCCGAACCCAGAAGUGGUUGCUGAUGAGCACAUUUUGUAGACUCCUGAAGGAGAUGUAUCGUUGAUUUGUCGACUUGAUCAUCUUUUUCAGCUUCCUCAUCGUGUCGUUGAUUUUCAUUUUCUGGCCUCGUAGUAAUACAAGCUGUCUAAGUGUCGCACAUAUCUGCAGACC
Aspergillus fijiensis CBS 313.89 is the source of this 1493-nucleotide messenger RNA. RefSeq lists its product as uncharacterized. The coding region runs from base 66 to 1361 and encodes 431 amino acids. Lineage: Eukaryota; Fungi; Ascomycota; Eurotiomycetes; Eurotiales; Aspergillaceae. The record is from RefSeq and is a predicted model, not a curated record. The transcript has 2 exons.